This is a messenger RNA of Acanthoscelides obtectus, 1619 nucleotides long. The record is from the annotation of a GenBank genome assembly. NCBI's taxonomy places the organism in Eukaryota, Metazoa, Arthropoda, Insecta, Coleoptera, Chrysomelidae.
GUUCUAAUCAGAAUGUGGAGUUAUAGACAUUUUCAAACAUUUUGUUUGACUGUUUCGGCAUAUUCUUAUUUUAGUAUCCAGUCGUUUCUAUUUCGAAUACGAAAAGCCAAUACAGGGUGGACCAACAAAAGCUGUGAAAAAUAAGGAAUGUUGGAUCCUGGUCGGAGGGACGUUUUUGAUAUAUUCACAUUUAUAUACAAAGUCAACGUACAUGUUUCAAAUUCCCUGAUAGUAGUUGUUCUGAUAGACUGCAGUUGCUUGGACGCGUCUUUAAACAGCCACAAAAGCUGGAGUCUUCUUCCUUCGAUAGACGGCUGCGGGGAGACCAGAUUCAAGAGGCGCAUUAUUGGCGGCGAAAUAGCCGCCCUUGGCCAAUUCCCAUGGAUGGCUAGAUUAGGUUACAAGCAAAAACGUAAUCGCGAACUGAAGUUCAACUGUGGAGGAGCUUUGGUCAAUAGAAACACCGUAGUUACGGCUGCACACUGUAUUACAGGCAAGAACAAGAAGGAACUGAAAAUUGUUAGAUUGGGAGAAAACAAUGCCCUCAAGCCGAUAGACUGCGAAGGAAAUGUAUGUGCACCAACGCCUCAAGAUUACAGACCUAUGAAGAUUAUAGCUCAUGCUAACUUUGGCAGCAGGACUUAUCGGAACGACAUCGGUCUCAUCAGGCUGAAAAGGAAUGCUCAAUUUCAUGAUUUUGUUAAGCCUAUAUGUUUGCCACGUGCUGAUAUCUUGGGGUCAUCUUUCAAAUUGGAGGGUAAAGUACAGCUAGCAGGUUGGGGUACCAUUAAUCCAACCCGUAUUGAGUUACCAAGCAAACUUUAUCACGUCACUUUGGAAACGAGAGACCUAGACGUGUGCCGAAAAAUUUACACUGGAUACCAGGUACACAAGAGUUAUCACAAACAAACAGGUUUGAUUUAUUUAAAAAUGCCACAUUUUCAACCUUGAGUUUUGUCCUUAACAUUGGCGUAAACCUUACCGCAACUUCUUUGUUUCUCAGAUCAAUUCAUUUUUCUUGAACCAAAUCAAAUCGACGCACUUCCUAUUCUUCGUUUUCCUUUUUCCUUCAUUUUUUUCUCUUCUCUCUCUUGACGGAUGGUUCUGGGCAACCUCUGACGCACGAUGACGAAUAUUAACACAAUUUUAGUACACAUUUGGUAGCUACGGCUUUUAUGUGAAUUAAAGAUAUCCAGUUAAAUUACACAGAUUCGACGAAGUCUGUGAUUGGCUUACGAUGCUUUGUGCAACUUAGUGAUUUAUUUUCUUUUAGAAUUAUCUUUGAUUUCCACCGAAGUUAUUGUUACAUUUUGCAUAAAUUGUCACUGCGGCAGUUUGCCGCGUCAAGGUUACUAGGCAACGCGGUGAUGCGCUUCGCUAUCUCUUUCUAACGUAUGUGUCCUAUACACACUCCUCCCUCGUACACGUUAAACUUAAGCCGUCAGACAAAUUUGGUUUUCGGUGUAUAGAAAAAACUACAUCAAAUGUGCUAAUAAUACGCUGAGAGAAAUUUAUGGUUUAUGAUUGUAGAUAGAUGAAAGCCAAUUUUGCGUUGGAGUGGGGAAGGGCAAGGAUACGUGCAGAGGAGAUUCUGGAGGACCUAUGAUGCAGUUUGUGAA